Eublepharis macularius is the source of this 4143-nucleotide messenger RNA. It is a transcript of the gene POLH, whose product is annotated as DNA polymerase eta. The transcript is spliced from 10 exons. Gene Ontology annotation, biological process: error-prone translesion synthesis; response to radiation. The record is from RefSeq and is a predicted model, not a curated record. Lineage: Eukaryota; Metazoa; Chordata; Lepidosauria; Squamata; Eublepharidae. Gene Ontology annotation, molecular function: damaged DNA binding; DNA-directed DNA polymerase activity. Gene Ontology annotation, cellular component: site of double-strand break; replication fork; nucleus. Bases 84 to 2156 code for a protein of 690 amino acids.
ACUUUGCUGCCAACUGGGUCCCUGGACUGCCGGCCUUUGAAGUUUGAGUCUUGCACGAGAGGCUUCCUUCGUAGUAGUCCGCGAUGUCUGGCAAGCAGGAGCGGGUGGUGGCGUUGGCGGACAUGGACUGUUUCUACAUGCAAGUGGAGCAGCGUCUGGACCCCAGUCUGCGCGGCAAGCCGUGUGCCGUGGUGCAGUAUAAGACGUGGAAAGGAGGCGGGAUAAUUGCUGUGAGCUAUGAAGCUCGUGCUUUUGGAGUUACCAGGAACAUGUGGGCUGCUGAUGCCAAGAAGCUGUGCCCAGAUCUUCUGUUAGCUCGAGUGCCAGAGGCUCAUGGAAAAGCAGAUCUCACUAAGUACCGAGAAGCAAGUGCUGAGGUGAUGGAAGUGAUGUCACGCUUUGCAGUGAUUGAGCGUGCCAGCAUCGAUGAGGCCUACAUGGACUUAACUAGUGCUGUGCAGGAAAGGCUUCAGAGGAUGCAAGGACAGCCUAUUGUAGCAGAACAGUUGGCAACCACCUAUAUCCAGGGAUUGCCAGAAAACUCUGCAGCAAAGGAGAACACAGACAGCAAAGAAGAACUGCGGCAGCAUGGCUUGUGCCAGUGGCUUGAGUUGUUGCCUUUUGGAGAUCCUAGCAGUCCAGAGCUGCAGCUAACUGUUGGAGCAAUAAUUAUGGAAGAAAUGAGGGCAGCUGUGGAAUCUAUCACAGGAUUUAGAUGUUCAGUUGGAAUUUCUCAUAACAAGGUAUUAGCAAAACUGGCUUGUGGCCUCAACAAACCCAAUCGGCAGACUCUUAUAUCGCAGAGUUCUGUCCCUAAGCUGUUUAGCAAGAUGCCAAUCAGCAACAUCCGCAGUCUUGGAGGGAAGCUAGGUGCUUCCAUCACUAAACUUCUGGGAGUGGAAUACAUGGGUCAGUUAAUCCAGUUCAGUGAAUCACAUCUUCAGACACAUUUUGGAGAUAAGACUGGCUCCUGGUUGUAUGACUUAUGUAGAGGAAUUGACCAUGAACCUGUAAAACCUCGACAAUUGCCAAAAUCCAUUGGCUGCAGUAAGAACUUUCCUGGAAAAGCAGCUUUGGUUAAUAAGAAGCAGGUGCAACAUUGGCUGCUGCAGCUGGCCUUGGAACUGGAAGAGAGACUUCACAAGGACCGAGUCCAAAACAACCGGGUAGCUAAACAUCUGAAUAUUGGGAUCCGUAUGCAGGGUGGUAAACAUGCCAAUGGCCUAUCCCGCUGCUGUGCCCUGUCUCAGUACGAUUCCCAGAAAAUCAGCAGAGAUGCAUUUACUGUCAUUCAGAAUUACAAUACAGCAGGAGGCCAGCAGGCUGCAUGGUUUCCUCCAAUCACACUUCUCCAACUUUCUGCAAGCAAGUUUUUGGAGAUUUCCACAGCAUCCUCUGUUGACAUCACCACUUUCCUGAACACUGCUAGCAACUAUACCCAGCCCAUUAGUGCAACUAGCCCAAAGGCCAAAUCUGUUGGAAGCCCCCAAAAGGCAGGCAAGAAGGCUAUGAAUGCAAUUCAGAUGCUCUUUCAGAGGGCAGAAGAAAGGAAACAAGCUCAAGCUACAGCUGGGUCAUCAUCUUCUAGUGCCGCUAAUUCAAACACAAUCCUGUCAGUAUCAUCUACUUCAUAUCACAGAGAAUUAAUUCCCAUUGGCAGCCAAAGUCCAAAUGACCUUCUAGGACAAAACAUUACCAGUAAGAACCAGUCUUUGUGCAGCUCUGAUGCAGGGCUUGAGGAGACCACUUUGCUUAGUCAAGUUAACACUGAAUCUGUUAAAACAGAACUGCUCAAGGUCCCUUCACAGCAACCUGAUUUGUGGAAAGAAAAGAAUAUACCACUUGCUGUUGAACUUUUCCAAGAGAAAACUGAUAGUGGAACUCCUCAUACCUUCACUGGGGACCAAAUGUUGUGUGAAAAGUGUAACCAAGCAGUGUUGGUGUGGGAGUAUUCAGAACAUUUAGACUAUCAUUUUGCUAUGGAACUGCAGGACUCUCUCUCAGGACCCAGCUCCAUCAGGCUUCCUGGGGCUGUUAGCAGCCCUCCAACUAAGGGCAAAAGCAAACCAAGGACCCCUACGGCCUCUAAUGGCAAACGGGCAAGGAAAGACAUUCUUGGGACUCUGGACUCCUUUUUUAAGCGUCUGCCUCCUUAGACAAGUUCAGCUGGGCAGCUAAAGUUUUAUCUCAAAAGAAGGGGAAACUUUUCUUUGUCUGCCUUAUUAAAAUAUGCUGAUAAUUUAUGCCCAGCAGGUGCUCUGAGAACCUCAAGAACUACUAUGGCUGUUGAAAAACAGCUGCUGGUACCUACAGCACUUAAUAAUUAUGAUCUUAAUUGCACCUUAAGGUGAUACCAGGUUGGUGUUAAGUUGCCACUCAAGUGAUGGAUGCUACAUCCUUGUCAUUACUCAUUGAUUAGCUUGCUCAUUGCUAUUUAAGUAUCCAUCUCAUGAUUAAUUUUUAUGAUGGUGUACAAUAAACUUUUUAAAAUUUGCUAUGGUCUAUGCUGUAGCACCUUACAUCCAUUAAAUUUGUCAGUUUUUAUUCUCUGAGCAUCUGAAGGUGAACAAUUAUUUAUGGAAGCUUAUGCUGAAAUAUUGUCAGUCUUUAAUGUAUGAACUUUUUUGAUAUCACUGAGCAAUAUGCUCUUUGCCUGUUCAGAAAGAGUACUUGCUUCUACUGCAGUCACUAUUGUUCUUCUGUAAAACUGGUUAUUUUGUCUUUUUAAGUCCCUGGACCAGCAGGCUGGCAUUGUGAUGCUGGACAGAAACAAAUUAUCUGGUAACUACUUUUACAGACAAAAAGCCUUAUUUGAUAUUUCAAGUAAAAAAAUUAAUGACAGUGCAGUGUGUACAUAGGGCUGAAUCCAAUCUAUUUUCCAUAGCUGGAAUGGAACUUUCCUCCCCCCCCACCCCCCACUGCAGCCUACUGAUCUUCACAAAAUUCUGCUGCUGGGGGUAGGGGAUCCUGAGCAAAGACAUGAAUGGGGUGUGCAGCAGGAAAAAGAAAUAGGUGGGAAUGUAUUGGUACACAGCUGGUUUAUAUAAGGGUUCCAGAUUAGUAACUAGAUUUCUGCAUACAUAGCACUGAAAUGUAGCCUUAGAUCAGUGUUUGAACUUUCUAGGCUAUAUGUAUAAAUUAGAUUUUCUACAUUAAAAGAAGCCUGUAAUUAUAGCGGCAUUUAACUAUACUUCUGUGGUUGAUGGGAUUGACAGGAGCCUAGAAAAAAAAGCCUUGCCCUUUUAAGAGGUUUAAUAUAAUGUUAUUUAGCAAGUGAUAUUAACUUACUCUAUGCCAUGAAAUCUUCACCUGCCCUUUCCACACAUUAAACGUCUAUUAAAGGGGCAGGACAUUUUUCUCCAGGAUGUUGGCUACCCUAGCAGUUGACAAAGAUGGGAGUAUUCAUAAGUUAAAUAUAUUUUAAGGGGAAAGUGGCUUCAGUUCUAAAGCGUAGAUUAGUUUGAGCUGAAAGCGCUAAGAGCAGGAGCUCUUAACUUGCCAUUUUUUCCCAGCUUGCUUCAGUAACAUAUAAAUAGGACAGAGAUUUGAGCUAAUGUGGGGAUCCUCAGAUGAUGGAUCAUUUAACAAAGGGCCCAACUGAAUCAUAUAGUGGGAGAGCUGCAGUUUCCUUUAAGGUGUGUUAUAGUAUAUAUAGCAAGUUAAAAGAUUUUCUGCUCCUUAUCUCAGUCAUCAACCAAAAGGAAAACUGCAACCAAUAUGUCAUGAGACUGAGACUUAAAAAGGCAGCUAAGAAGGAACUAGAAAAGAUCCUUAAGUGUAAGGAAGUGUUGCUGAAGAUGAAGAUAAUUCUUACUAUGGUAUUUGCCAUUACUAUGUAUGGAUGUGAAACAAAAAAAAGCUGACAGGAAAAAAAAUUGAUUCAUUUGAAAUGUGGUGUUGGAGGAGAAUUUUUUGGAUACCGUGAACUGCCAAAAAGACAAGUAGGUUCAAGAUCAAAUCAAGCCUGAAGCUAAAAUGACUAAACUUAAGACUAACAUACUAGGAAGAGUUGAAGGCAGUAAGAAAAGAGGAAGACCCAACAUGAGCUGGAUUGAUUCGAUAAAGGAAGCCACAGCCUUCUGUGUUAGUGAUAGGAUAUUUUGAAUGGCACAUGACACAUUGCAUAGCAAAAAUAAUAAAAAA